Andrographis paniculata is the source of this 1734-nucleotide messenger RNA. RefSeq lists its product as uncharacterized. Bases 1008 to 1286 code for a protein of 92 amino acids. Lineage: Eukaryota; Viridiplantae; Streptophyta; Magnoliopsida; Lamiales; Acanthaceae. The transcript has 8 exons. The record is from RefSeq and is a predicted model, not a curated record.
CUCAGUCGAAAUAAACUAUUCGCAGUGGCCUUAAUUUCGACCGCAAAAAAUUGCGAUCAAAUAAACGACGCCAUCUUUCUCUCUCCCUAUCCUCUCUAGACAUCGCCCUCCCCUCCUCGAACAAUAGAAGCUCAUCUCCUGUUUGUCCAAGCUCUCUUUCUCUCUCCUCUCAAUCCCAAUCCCAGCAUUGGCUCAUUUCUUUUCUUCUCCAAAUCCAGUUUCAUGGCAUUGCCGACGCUCUCCUUUCUCUUCUUCCACAAAUCCAGUUGUUCUCCUACCACUUCUUCCCUGAAUCCAAUUUCAAUCGCCGCCGACGCUUUUCUUUAUUUUCUUCUCCAAAUCCAAUCGCCAAAGCUCUCCUUCCUCUUCCCAAAUCCAAUUUCAUCACCGCCGACGUCCUCCUUCCUCUUCUUCUCUAAAGCAUAGCGACUGCCGGCCUGCCUCCACCAUCCUAGGGUUUGCGGGAGAAGGUUUGCUGAUGAGGGAAUUGGAAUGAAGUUCGGUGAUGAGGGAAUUGACGAAGGAUUUUUUCAGAAAGCCACUGUAAAAGAAUUUUACGCCUAUAGUGGAAAACAUCCUUCGACACGCUGGCUUCGGUUGACACGUUGGUGGGAAGGGCUCAAUUGAGGCAAGAGCCAUUGUUAGUGCUCUCAGUGUGAAAUCCAAAUUAUAAUCCAAAGAAAAAAAUGGUAUACAAUAUUGUUCGGCUCAAACCAAAGAGCAUGGAAGACGAAAGCAAGCAAAAAGAACAAGGAACACCGCCGCCACCGGAAUUGCCGUCGUCUCCUGUGGUCUAUCAACCGGAACUAAAAAGCCAUUGGGCAUCUUUUAUUGGGUCCUGUAUGCCUCAUCAAACAACAACGGGAAAUAAAAAAUCGUAGCUCUAGAUCCGGUGGAAGUAAGCCGCGGUGCCGGGCAGACUGGACAGAAUCUGAAAUCACUCUGGACGUGAAGUACCCAACACCAACACUACUGUUGUCCGAUUUUCUUCUGUCCUGUUCGAGAAAAUGCCGUCUCUCCAAACAGUAAUGCCUCCAGAGCUUGCCAAUAAUACCUUAAGGCUAUAUCGUGAGUGCCUACGAAGAGCUAAAUUUAUUGGUCAAAAGAAGUACAAUACGGAAAUUCUUGUUACCAUGGUUAGAGAUGAAUUCAAAAAACACAUGCACGAGACAGAUCCUGAGAAGAUUCAAAAGUUGCAAGACGAUGCUGCAAGGGGACUGAUCAAUCAUAUGAUAUAUGAAUCGGAGAGCAUGACUGGACGAAAAUUCAGUAAAGGCGCGGCCUGAUUCUGGUCAUCCUCAACUGUACUUGGUUGAUGCGGGCACAGCAUGAAAAGGGAAAUUGAUAUGGCAGCAUUGACAGUCAAGUUUUUGAACAUUUGGAUCCUUGCAGAACAAAUGUGUACUUGAGAUUUGAUGUUAUCGGAUGUGAUUGAUUAUCCAACCAAAAUGAGUAAUUAGUGAUGCAUGAUUGGAUUAUUAUGCAAAUUGGUAAUAGCACUUUAUGCAUCUUCGAUCAGAUUUUUAAUAAGUGAGUCCAGUAGUCCUUAACGAGCUAGGGAUAGUGAGAUUGAAUUAUUGAGUCAUCAUCCUCAUUCUGGGUUUCCAUUGCCCAUUGGAGCCGAGGCACUGAUGGCUACUAGAAACGAGGCCCAGACCUGCUGGAUUCUCUUCUUGUCCAAAUUCGAUUCACUCAAGUUGCCAAAUGCUUAUUUUGUGUUCUCUCUUUACCCCA